Molecule: messenger RNA, 3276 nt
Organism: Carassius gibelio (silver crucian carp)
Lineage: Eukaryota; Metazoa; Chordata; Actinopteri; Cypriniformes; Cyprinidae
Product: ubiquitin carboxyl-terminal hydrolase 2
Exons: 13
Coding region: 203-1759 (518 amino acids)
Biological process (GO): protein deubiquitination
Cellular component (GO): cytoplasm
Molecular function (GO): cysteine-type deubiquitinase activity
Source: RefSeq, a predicted model, not a curated record
GUGCUGGUAUGCUGUCACUCCAGCCAACCGAUCGAGUGCGUAAUGCUGAGCCAAUGUCGUGCGAUUUGCUGCUCAAUCCUGAAGUAGCGCGUGGUGUUUAGGGAAAUAAAAGAAUAUUCAGCUGGUCACGCGGGAGGAUGAACUGGAAUUCCGCUGUUUGGCUCUCUCCACCUUGGGGUUGAUAUCUCUUCAAAUCUCAAGCAUGUCUCCAGUCUACUCACCCCCCAAAUACACCACCGGCUCCACCCUCUUAAGUCCAUACAGUUCCUAUGACCCCUACGAUCCCACCCUGGGAUAUGUUGUCAGAGGUCAACCUCAGCUUUCCAGGUAUGCUCCUUCCACUUCCCGCUACCUGAACCCCAGCCCUUGCCUCUCCCGAGGUGUCCUGUUCUUUCCCCAGGAGCCUGAACGUGGGCGAGCUGCCCCCCAUUCAGAGCCCCACAUUGGCCGCCGGAGUGAGAGCUACAGUAGGAUGCUGGUUAAAGGUCAGUUUCCCAGAAUUAAUGGGGCAAGGGGCCGUUCGCCUUCAAGGACUGGAUAUACCUGCACGUCUCCCCAAUCGAGGCAGCGCAGGUCGGUCAGUCAGUCAGACCUGAUGCGGGAGCUGGCCACACUGGAGAUCUGUGACCAAGGAGCAGUGGAGAGAGGAGUGUACACAGUCAAAGAGAGCACGAUCAGGGGACGGACAGAUUACUCAGGGCCUCUCUACUGGAGAUCAGAGAACUCAAAGAAUGCCCAGGGUCUGGUGGGCCUCAGGAAUCUAGGAAAUACUUGUUUCAUGAACUCCAUUCUGCAGUGUCUGAGCAACACUCGUGACCUGAGGGACUACUGUCUGCGUAACACACACCGCACUGACCUCAACAACAACUGCAGGGCCAAAGCUGCACUGAUGGAAGAGUUUGCCAAGCUCACUCAGAGUCUUUGGACAUCAGCUAGCAGUGAGGCCAUCAGCCCUUCUGACUUCAAAAUGCAGAUUCAGAAAUAUGCCCCCCGAUUUGUUGGUUACAAUCAGCAGGAUGCUCAGGAGUUCCUUCGGUUUCUGCUGGAUGGGCUUCAUAAUGAAGUAAACCGAGUGACAGUGAAACCCAGAUCGCCCAUGGAGGACUUCGAUCACCUCUCGGAUGACGUAAAAGGGAAGAGAAUGUGGAACAAGUAUCUGGAGAGUGAGGACAGCAAAGUAGUUGAUCUGUUUGUUGGUCAGCUGAAAAGUUCUCUGACUUGCAGUGAGUGUGGCUUCUGCUCAACUGUGUUUGAUCCAUUCUGGGAUCUGUCCCUGCCUAUCGCUAAGACUUCAGGAGAAGUAAAUUUGAUGGAUUGCCUCCGACUUUUCACCAAGGAAGAUGUACUAGAUGGGAAUGAGAGACCAACAUGCCACAGAUGUAAAACCAGAAGGAAAUGCACAAAAAAAUUCAUCAUUCAGAAAUUUCCGAAAAUCUUGGUGCUUCAUCUGAAGCGUUUCUCUGAGUGUCGAGUCCGAACCAGCAAACUCUCCACCUUUGUAAACUUCCCCCUCAAAGAGCUGGACCUCAGGGAAUUUGCCUCUGAUAACAGUGUAAAUGCAGUCUAUAAUCUGUAUGCUGUGUCCAAUCAUACUGGUACAUCUUUGGGUGGCCAUUACACAGCGUAUUGCCGCAAUCCCUGCAUAGGAGAAUGGUACACAUACAACGACUCCCGAGUGAGCCCCAUGUCAUCCAGCCAGGUGCGAAGCAGCGACGCAUAUGUGCUGUUCUAUGAAUCUGUGGCCUCUUCACGCAUGUGAUUUAAGAAUGAAAUGAACAAGCCUUGAAUUAAAUCAACACUUUUGCUGCCGUUGAACUAAAUCUUGGUCAGAGUCUACAUGCUUGGAGGACGAUGGGACUUUAUCCCGGGCCAAACACAUACCGGAACUGAAUUAUGGUCUUGGCCUACGAAUUGGAAUGAAGCCUGGGAUGAAAGUUUAAUCCAAGCCCAGACUGAGCUUCACAGUAAGGGCUUCUCCGUCUAUCACUCCCCUUGAGAGAAGCUGCUGCUGUGGGGAUGGAUUUAACAAACUGAAAUGGACAGAGACAGACAGCGAAACAUGAACUACUACCUCUCUAGAAUGAGCAGGACUGUGUGUGUGUGUGUGUGUGUGUGUGUGUGUGUGCGUGUGUGCGAGUCAGUCUCCAGGCUGAUACUGUAGGACUCUAUGCACUGUGUAACUGGAGCCAUCCGGCUCUACAGACAUUCACCACAACUCAAACAAUCCCCAUCCCCUAUUUAAUUUAUUAACAUGAGUUCAAUGUUUUACUUAAUUUCAAGCUAAUUACUACUAAUUUAAACAAGAGGUCAUCUUGCUGAGGGACCAUGUAGGUCAACUGUGUAAAUGAUGCUUGGAUUGUUCUGUGGAUUGUUUACUAUUUCGAACAGAUACAUUCCUUCAAGAUAUGUCUCUGCUUUGCUUGAUUUGCUCAAUUUCAACAGAAUAUGCACAUGGGAAGGGCUUAGUUUUACGCUAAUGCAUGACUGUGCCUCUUCAAAAAACCCUCACCAUUACAGAGAAGAUUGUAUGUCUGCCUCCUGGUGGCCGGGAGUUGUUAAACCCAGAAGAAAACAAUGGACCGUUUUACACAGACCAGAAUAGUGCAUUUCCAGAUUUUAACAUCAUCUAGUAAAGUUUGUUUUGUCAUUUCUUUUACUUUGUGUUAUAUUACCUUGGUAGACUAGGUAACACUGCUGUGAGGAUGUUUCUAAUAUAAUGACCUUCCCCUCUUCUGACAUAAUCAAUCUCAAUAUUAUUUCCUCUUUAGGAAAGUCAUAGAAAUUCUACCAUGGAUUAUUUCCUUUGCUGUUGGAGCAAAUGGGAACAUGCAAAAAAUAUGUAUUUGUUGUAUUUUCCAUUCACCGCUAUGGAAGCAUAAAAAACUAAGGCUUUUGAAAUGUGAAUGAGGUCCCUCUCCAGGAGAAUAUAAAGUAUUCUCUGUUAAGGCAUUUGUGGACUACAAUAUUCAAUUUAAUUUGGGGAUGAGUUUUCAUCAAAUAAGAAGCCACCAGGAGGGUGUAUCUUUGAAUGUGUGUGUGUGUGUGUGUGUGUGUGUGUGUGUGUGCGCGCUUUUAUGUAUUAUUUCUCUAUUUAAGAUGUGAAUGGGGUGAAUGUAGCUUGUCAUUGACAAGCAGACAAUUUUUUUUUUCUACAGAGAGAUUUUCAAUGAGUUUUAAUUUUGUGUCAGAAAUGUGACUGUAGAGUACUGCAAAUUGAGAGCUCUUGGCUUUUUAACAGAAGUAAAUAUGAAUAAAAGCAAAUGUCUACAGAAGUAA